AUGGCUCCGUGGGACGACUUUGACUCCAUAUUUUACUUCAACAAGAACUUCACCUACGAUGGCAAGGUCAUUGAGCAGAUCCUCGCCAAUCGUCGAGCUCUGGAAAACCAGCUAUUCGCCGAUAGACUCUUAAGACUCGCCGGAGUGAAAGCAGUGACCAAGCAGUACCCUCCCAGGUCGAACUCAGACCUCCGCACACUCGUCGACCAGAUCGUCUCCUCGGCACUGGACAUUCAUCACAAACAAGCGUUGAUCUACUACAUCUUGAAGGAUUGUCGGGCAGCUAGCGAUGCGGCCACGCAGUUCUCGCGACGAUGCCACUUGCCCGAGAAAUACAGACUCUUUAUCGAAGGGCUCUGGAACCUGGACAGGCUCGAGUUUAGACGCGCCGUCGAGUACCUGACUGAACCCUCAAUCAUUCCCACUUUCCCCGACGAGAUCCUCUACGUCCUUACGCUGCCGCAUAUCCCUAGACACGACGAUAGCCUGGUCAUGGCCUAUUACCUGACCGUCUCCCCGCCGCUGGCCUCCGAAGCCGUCCAACGAGCCUUCUUCCAGACGCUCUGCCGGUCUAGCAUUACAGAAGCUUUCUUCUUCACUCGUAACCACCAAGAACUCCUGCGCCAGGCUUAUUUCGAGCUGCUGGUUGAAAUCGUUCACACCACCGAGGCGGGUCAAAUCCGCAGCCAACGGGCUAUGGAGUUGAUCGGGCUUCCUUUUGACGAGCAGGAGGAACAAUGGCUGGAGGAUACGCUGCUCCGUGGCAACGCCAAGGGCCUGCACGGCUCCAAAGACACGGUGAUGAUGCGACGACUUGCGACGGGGAAAAUGACCGGGCUCUCGCCGGAGCUCGAGUCCCUAGGUGGAAAGAAAAUCGACGGGGUGAACUGGGAUGUCUUGAAAAAAAGCAUGAAGCAUGCGUAG
Molecule: messenger RNA, 924 nt
Organism: Aspergillus melleus
Lineage: Eukaryota; Fungi; Ascomycota; Eurotiomycetes; Eurotiales; Aspergillaceae
Product: ELYS family protein
Exons: 3
Coding region: 1-924 (307 amino acids)
Source: RefSeq, a predicted model, not a curated record